AUGGCGACGCGGCGAAGUGGGGCUAGCAGACUGAAUAAGCUGGAACAGCAGCGCUGCGUAAUCACCGCUUGUGGCUUCGGUCACAAAACUGGAUGCUUCGGGUCCGGGACAGUUGUGGGAAGACGUGCGCCAGACGUACGACGAGCUUGUUCAUUCAAAAUUCAACUGCUAAAGAGACCACGGCCGAAGACGACGGACGACGACGGCGAAGACCGCGAAAACGCAGGGGUCAAACGAACGUGGACCAGUCAAUCGGAAGUCGUUGACAUGAGCGCGUCGGUUGUGCUAGUACCAGUGACCUUGCGGAUAUUCCUGGUGGAGUCGAUGCUGAUACUGAUAUUGAUGCUGAUCGGCGUUGAUGCAAGAGUGCUGAAGGAAGAUUUGUGGGAGUCAAAUGGAUGUGAUAUACCUGGACAAACGAAGAAAGGUUUCUGCACGGAAGCAGGCAACUGUGCGGCUUAUCAGAAGCUUUUGAAUGAUAGUGGGGACAAUUCUAUCGAAAGAGAAGACUUUAUCCAGCAAUUGCAGUGUGGCAAGUUCGAUGGAGAUCGCGUCUGUUGCCCUGAUAGUGAUAACUACCAAAUCGGUGUUUAUGAAGAUGCUGUCAUGUGUGGUCAAGCUGCCUAUAGUUACCGCAUUCGAGGUGGGAUGAUUGCUGAUAUCGACGAAUUCCCCUGGACAGCCAUGCUUCUAAGGAUGCACCGAAAAUCGCAAUCUCUGUAUUAUCACUGUGGUGGUGUUCUGAUAGGGAAACGUUUCGUUCUAACGGCAGCGCACUGCAUCGUGCCGAAGGUUGGCGAUUCAAAGCAGGAUCCAUUAAAAUACGUCCGUCUGCGAGAGUACGACGUCUUCCAGGAUCCGGACUGCAUGAUGUCCAGCGGUUUCAUGGAUUGUUCCGAAGAAAAGUUGGACAUGAAACCACGCAAGUUGAUAGCACACCCGGGCUUCACAGCGGGCUCCGCCGGGAGAAAUCACGACAUUGGACUCAUACAAAUCGAUCCGAUUCCGUCGUAUUCGGAUUUCCUACUACCGAUAUGCCUCCCGGAAGCGGGCCUCGACCAGGGUGAUCGUCGAGGCCGAAAGCUCAACAUUGCCGGUUGGGGAAAAACGGAUUUUUUUGCUGAAGUGGGAGCGAUAAGUUGGAGCCCGAUAAAGAUGAAGGUGGCCCUACCAUUCGUUGCCUGGGAAGUGUGCCAUGACGUUUAUAAGCCGUUGGGAGUGGAUCUGCAGCGAACGCAGAUCUGCGCCGGUGGUCGUAGGGCAAGGGAUUCAUGCGCUGGGGAUAGUGGAUCUCCAUUGAUGCAUUACGAUACGAAAAAUGCAGUUUGGGUCCUAACGGGUAUAGCUAGCUUUGGAGUUAGGGAUUGCGGGAUGGAGGGUAUACCCGGGGUUUAUACCAGUGUGAAAGAACAUCUAACGUGGAUAAAAGAAAAUAUUAGUAAUGCCUAGCUACA
Molecule: messenger RNA, 1454 nt
Organism: Aedes albopictus (Asian tiger mosquito)
Lineage: Eukaryota; Metazoa; Arthropoda; Insecta; Diptera; Culicidae
Product: CLIP domain-containing serine protease B8
Exons: 6
Coding region: 1-1449 (482 amino acids)
Biological process (GO): proteolysis
Molecular function (GO): serine-type endopeptidase activity
Source: RefSeq, a predicted model, not a curated record